AUGGAGGCAGCAGCAGCAGCAGCAGCAGCAGCAGCAGCAGCAGCAGGAGGUGCUUCGGAGCCGCUGCCGUCCCCCAGUCUAGAAUGGGCUGAGGGGGAGACGGGAGCAGCAGCAGCAGCAGCAGCAGCAGCAGGAGCAGCAGAAGCUGCCGUCGUGUAUACUGCUGAAGCAGCAGCAGACACAGCAGCAGCAGCAGGAGCAGAUGGAGGAGACGCAGCGACUGCAGCAGAAGCUGCAGCAGCAGGAGCAGCAGCAGCAGCAGCACCUGCUGCUGCUGCUGCUGCUGGGGAGAGAAGACGACACCACCGCAGCGGGAGAGUAGCGGGGCGUUCACGCAGCCACCGACACCACCACCACCACCACCGUGCUGCUGCUGCUGCUGCUGCAGCAGCAGCAGCAGCAGCAGCACCUCCUCCUGCAGGAGCAGCAGCAGCAGCAGCAGCAGCAGCAGCAGCAGGAGCAGCAGCAGGUGCUGCUGUGCCUUCAGGUGUAUGUACAGCAGGAGAAAGCCGACGCAAAGUUGACGGCAGAACUCCGCCCUCUUCAAGGAGAGGGAAGUCGAGGAGGCGAGCUCACAAGGGGCGGCGUUUGCUGCUGCAGCAGCAACAGCAGCAGCAGCAGCAGCAGCAGCAGCAGCAGCAUAUGAAUCCAGGAGUUGUUGAGACGGCAGGAGGAGCAGCAGCAGCAGAUGGUGCAGCAGCAGCAGCAGCAGCAGCAGGCGGUGGCAGUUCAUCUUUAUCUUUUUUUUGGUUAGUAAAGGAGAAAGCAGAGACAUGGAGAGCAGCAGCAGCAGCAGCAGCAGCAGCAGCAGCAGGAGGAAACAGCAGCAGCAACGAGCAUCAUCGUUUGUCUGCGUUUCAGCGUGCUGAGGGUAUAAGAACAACAACCCCACCGCAACCAACACCACCACCACCAACAGCAGCAGCAGCAGCAGCAGCAGCAGCAGCAGGAGGAGCAGCAGGAGAUGACGGCAGCAGCAGCAGCAGCUGCGCGAGCCAGUGCAGCAGCGAGGUAUCUACAAAGGGGACAGUAGAUCACCGAUGCAGAGGAGACAAUAAAAAAAUAAAUUUAUGCUUAAACCCAUCAGACUUGUGGUUUGGGUUGAGGAGACAGGACGGCACACCAGUGGUGCUGCAUGCGCGGCGCAGCAGCAGCAGCAGCAGCAGCAGCAGACACCGCUGCAGCAACAACAGCAGCAGCAGCAGCAGCAGCAGCAUGUAUAACAAUCAGUACUUUCAUUACUAUCAUAAUAUGAAAAUACAUAGAUUAAGGAAACCUCCACUUGUUACUGAUGCUGCUGCUGUUGCUGCUGCUGCUGCUGCUGCUGCUGCUGUUGCACAUCAACAAGCUGCUGCUGCUGCAGCAGCAGCAGCAGCUGCUGCACGCAUGCACCAGCAGCAGGAGCAGCAGAUACAGCAGCAGCAGCAGAUCACAGCAGCAGCAGCAAUACCCAAUCAAGGCGACAGCAGUCAACAGCAGAUGCAGCAGCAGCAACUGCAGCAGCAGCAACUGCAGCAGCAGCAGCAGCAGCAGCAGCAGCAGCAGCAGCACAGGCAUCAUAGGAGACUGCACAGACACCGCAGCCACCGAGACCCAACCAGAAAGCCAUCGGCGUGGCGUGCUGCUAGCCAGCUGCUGCCGCUGCCUGUUGAUGCUGCUCAGCAGCAGCAGCAGCAGCAGCAGCAGCAGCAACCACAGCAGCAGCAGCAACAGCAGAUGCCAAUGCAGCAACAGCAACUGCUCAUGCAAAUGCAGCAACAGCAACAACUGCAGCUGCAGCAGCAGCAGCAGCAGCAGCAGCGACAAAGGGGCGCUGCUGUUGCGCCGUGGCAGCAGCUGCAGCAGCAGCAGCAGCAGCAGCAGCAGCCACAACAGCAGUUCGCGUUGCCGCUGCAGCACCAACAGCAGCAGCAGCAGCAGCAGCAGCAGGCCCAAGCCCAGCAGCAGCUGCAGCAGCAGCAGCUGUUGCAGCAGCAGCACAGCAGGAGAUGUAUGCAGCAGCAGCAGCAGCAGCAGCAGCAACAGCAACAACAGCAGCAACGCCACGGGACUACAGACGCCUAG
Eimeria mitis is the source of this 2064-nucleotide messenger RNA. RefSeq lists its product as uncharacterized. Lineage: Eukaryota; Apicomplexa; Conoidasida; Eucoccidiorida; Eimeriidae. The transcript is spliced from 4 exons. The record is from RefSeq and is a predicted model, not a curated record. The coding region runs from base 1 to 2064 and encodes 687 amino acids.